AGUGAGGCAUCGCCAUCUUGGUAAUCCUUAUUCGUCCUCCAAACAUUGUGAGGGAUGACUGAGCUCAUUGAGUACUUCUGAUCACCGCUGAUGCCUAGAGACUGCGAUAGUGCUGCACAGACGUCCUCUGACGUUUCUGGCAGCACAAACGAAAGCUCGCAAUUCCCGAGGACCCGAAGAGUCAUGCAGAGCGAGCAGGAUCUGGCGUCGGCGCCGACGAACGGAAAGAAGCUGCGAGUCGUGUUUUGCCACCCAGACUUGGGAAUAGGCGGCGCGGAGCGGCUGAUAGUGGAUGCAGCGGCGGAGCUGGCGUCGAGAGGCCAUGCCGUUCACAUCUUCACCGCCCAUCACGACCCCACCAGAUGCUUCCCCGAGACCAUUGACGGCACCUUCCCUGUGCACGUGCAUGGAAGCUUCCUCCCCCGCCACAUCGCUGGUCGUCUGCAUGCAGUCUGCGCCUACCUCAGAUGCCUCUGGGCGGCCCUCUGCAUCGUCAUCUCCGUGUGGCUCCGGUGGAUCCCAGCCGUUGAUGCCAUCAUCACAGAUCAAGUCUCAGCCGUCCAUCCCAUCCUCAGACUGCUGCCUGCCAAGAUCCUCUUCUAUUGCCACUUCCCAGACCUCCUUCUAGCCCAACGGGACUCGUGGCUGCGAUCGCUGUACCGGACACCCAUAGACUGGGUUGAGCAGGUCACCACUGGUAUGGCUGACAGCAUAGUGGUCAACAGCCGCUUCACUGCUGCCACAUUCGCCUCCACCUUCCCCUCGCUAGCACAACUUGGUAUCCGCCCAGCCGUGCUCUACCCGGCUGUGGCACUUGAUAGCCCCGCUGCUGCUGCUGGUGGUGCUGGCGAAAGCACGUCGGGCGCUGGACUCCAGGAAGCACAGAAACUCGGGAUUGAUUUGAGCAGCCGCUUCUUCCUCUCCAUCAACCGCUACGAGCGCAAGAAGGAGAUCACCCUCGCCAUCUUCGCUCUAGGGCUGCUCACCCGCUCGUCAGGCCAAGCAGGGACAGCGGCGGGCAGUCAACAAGGCACCCAAGACGGUGCUGCAGCUCUUGCGCUGUCGAAGGCUCAGCGCCCCCAGCUCAUUGUUGCAGGUGGGUGUGAUGCUCGGGUGCGGGAGAAUGUGGAGUAUUUGCAAGAGCUGAAGCGGCUAGCAGAAGAGGAGGGAGUGGCAUCCGACGUCCUUUUCCUCACGUCCAUCAGUGAUGCACUCAAGGCUCAGCUUCUCUCCCACUGCACUGCUGUAGUCUACACGCCUCCUAAUGAGCAUUUUGGCAUCGUACCGUUGGAGGCCAUGGCAGCAAGCAAGCCAGUGGUGGCAUGCAACAGUGGAGGGCCAACCGAGAGCAUAUUAGACGGCAAGACGGGUUUCCUCUGUGCUCCAAAACCUGCGGCAUUUGCCACUGCUCUUGCCACACUCUGGGCUGAUCCCUCUCGGGCAGCUUCCAUGGGCCAGGUAGCUCGAAUGCAUGUGGAGGAGAAGUUUUCUCGAAAGGUUUUUGGUGACAGGCUGCAAGAAAUCCUUUGGACAAUGUGGUCUUAGAUAGCUUUCACGUUAUGAAUAAUGCUCAUGGCCAAAGCUUGGAUAAGAAGUACCGCGAUUUCAAUAAUGGAUGACCCAUUCUAAGGGGGUCAGUUAUAAGAUUGCUCAAUUAUAAAAUUGGAAGCCCUUG
Messenger RNA from Closterium sp. NIES-67, 1675 nucleotides. NCBI's taxonomy places the organism in Eukaryota, Viridiplantae, Streptophyta, Zygnematophyceae, Desmidiales, Closteriaceae. The record is from the annotation of a GenBank genome assembly.